AUGUAUUUUUAUCUCUCUUUCCCCUUCCUUUAUGAUUUUACCAUUCUUUACCACUCUCCACUGCCAAAUCUUUCUCCUUCUCUGAUGUUGUUACCUCACAUUCCCUUACUCUUAUACUUUUAUCUCUGUUCUGCUUUUCCUACAUCAUUACUGAUUUUUCCUCUCUCUUGCAUCUUUACCUAUAUUUCUCAUUUUCCAAUGUCAUUUCUCUCCUUCUCUAUCUGUUCUAUGCAUUUACCUCACUUUCCUCUUCUAUACUUUUAUCUUUUUCUCUACUUUUUUCUAAGCUUACCACCCUUCUACUCGUUCCUAAAACUUUACUUUUCUUUUCAAGUUCCCAAACCUUCCUUUACAUCUUUUACUCCUUUACCUAUCUUCAUCACUCUUUCACCAUCUCAUUUUUACUUUAACUCAUUUCCUCCCUCUCUUAUACCUUUACAUCUUCCUCUGUCUAUUCUGUGCCUUUACCUCUUUUCCCAUUUCCUAUAUUGUUACCUUACUUCCUCCCUCCUAUGCACACUUUUUCUCUCCUAUGCCUUUACCUGA
Acanthosepion pharaonis is the source of this 546-nucleotide messenger RNA. Lineage: Eukaryota; Metazoa; Mollusca; Cephalopoda; Sepiida; Sepiidae. The record is from the annotation of a GenBank genome assembly.